UUCAAGAGCAAGAGAUUUGCUGGAUCGUUUAGCCUGCACUACAAACCGCUGCAAUGGAUGAGGGCAUAGUGGAGUAUGAGAAGGGGCACAUUAAGAAGCUGCAGGAGCAGCGCAUGUUCAUGCAGAAGAAGACUUUUACCAACUGGAUGAACAACAUCUACAGAGAACAUGGCAGCGUCCCGAUUGAAGACAUAUACAUUGAUCUAAAGGAUGGGCUGUAUCUCAUGCGUUUACUGGAGUUCAUUUCUGGAGAGCCGUUGCCAAGACCGGCUCGCGGAGUGAUGAGGGUGCAUUACUUGGAAAACAACAGCAAAGCAUUGACAUUCCUUAAAUCCAAGGUGCCGGUGAAGUUAAUUGGUCCAGAGAAUAUUGUAGAUGGAGAUCGAAUAUUAAUUCUAGGUCUGAUAUGGAUCAUAAUUCUCCGGUUCCAGAUAUCCUGCAUAACUCUGGAUAAGGAGGAGUUUGGAGCAAACGCCGCGCAGGUAUCGGCGAAGGAAGCUCUACUAAUAUGGUGUCAGCGCAAAACAGCCAGUUACUCAAACGUCAAUGUUCAGGAUUUCUCGGGUAGUUGGCGAGAUGGCCUCGCAUUUAAUGCACUGAUUCACGCACACAGGCCCGAUCUCAUAGACUACCAUUCUCUGAAGGCCAAGCAGCCGCUGUAUAACCUGAACAAUGCUUUCAACGUAGCGGACACAAAGCUUGGGAUUUCCAAACUCCUGGAUGCAGAGGAUGUAGCUGUACCCCAUCCAGACGAGAGGUCCAUCAUGACAUACGUGUCUCUGUAUUAUCACUAUUUCUCCAAGAUGAAACAGGGACAAACUGUCCAGAAGAGAAUUGGAAAUAUUAUGUCCCUGGUACUUGAGAUUGAAAACCUAAAGUUCCAGUAUGAGUCCAUGAUAUCUGACCUCCUCAAAUGGAUCCAGCAGAAAGUGGUGGAGUUAAAUAAUCGUCAGUUCCCUAACACCAUAACAGAGUUACUGCAACUCAUGGUCAAGUUUAAGACCUUUCGCACAGUUGAGAAACCUCCAAAGUACCAAGAAAGGGGUUUAAUUGAAGCACAUUUCUUUAAUAUCCGAACCAAGCUGCGGGGAAACAAUCUCCGUCCAUACUUUCCACCAGAAGGGAAGACUCUGAGUGAUGUGGAGAGGUAUUGGGCCGUCUUGGAAAAAGCAGAGCAUGAGCGCGAGAAAGCUCUUCAGGGGGAGAUGCUGCGGCUUGAACGUCUGGAGCAGUUGGCUCAGAUGUUUCACAAGAAAGCAUACCUUAGGGGAACUUACCUACAAGAUAUGAAGCAGGUCAUUGAGCGCCAAGACUUUCGACCUAACAACAUCUCACAAGUGGAAGCUGCAACCAAAAAGCUGGAGGCAAUCGAAGCUGAUGUACUUCCUCGUGAACAGCGCUUCACGACACUCGCAGAGAUCGCGGCCAUUCUAGAGAAAGAGAAUUAUUUUAAGAAGGCAGAAAUUCUAAAAAAGCAACAAGACUUAUCAAGAGGGUGGCGUGAACUUAUGGAGCUCCUGAGAAAACACAAAGAUUUCCUUGGGGAAAAGAGGCAGCUGCUGGUCUUAUUGAUGGAUGUUGAUAGUGUCACCGAUGAAUUAAAAGCCAUGCAGGUUUUAGUUGGUUCUAAAGACUUUGGGAAGCAGCUCCCUGAGGUGGAAGACCUCCUGCAGAAGCACAGCCUAAAUGAGUCACAAAUCUUGUCAUAUGGUGAACGAGUUCGGCAGAUUUUAAGCAGGGCAGACAAAAUCCCUCUGGGUAAAGGCAACGUGGACGUCCUAGAAACAAAGAUGAAAAAUCUCAAUCAGCUGUAUCAGAGCCUGGUCUCCCUCAGCAAAUCCCGACGGUCACAGCUCGAGGAGAUGUUGAAGCUGUUUGUUUUUUACCGGGAUUGCGGAGAAGAAGAGGCUUGGAUUUAUGAGAAAUGGCAGGUGCUGAGGAUGGCGGACCCUGGGAGAGACCUUAGCCACAUUACAGCAUCCAUACAGAAGCACAAGGCUUUGGAAGCAGAGAUGUAUUCUCGCCAGCCGAUAUUGACCAAGGUGGUGAGGAAUGGAAGGGAGCUUUGCCAAAAAAGCCACACCGACCACGCGGACAUUGAAAUGAAGAUUGAUAACAUUCAGAAACAAUGGCAGCUGCUUCAAGAUGAGGUGAAAAGAUAUAAAAGUCGUCUGGAAUUGGCGCUACUCAUCAAACAGUACUUUGCUGAUGCCGGGGAAGCGGACUCGUGGCUGAGAGAUCACCUGCCCCUUGUAAAUAGCAAGGACUACGGCAAAGAUGAAUCCAGUGUGGAAUCAAUACUGCAACGCCACCUGCGACUGGAAAAAGACAUUGCUGCCUACGCAACGGAAGUGAGACGACUCGGAGACCAAGCUCAUAUCGUGGCGAGCAAAAUACCAACGCAAGCUGAAAACAAACCGGUCAUUGCAAUGAUCACUCAGGAGAAAAGCAGACCUUUGAAGAGAAGCUACACACCACUAAGUUAUGGCAAGGCUGACCAGCAUGAACAGGACUCUCAGAUGGAACCCGAAAACAUCCUAGGUUUCCAAAAAUCCAUAGAAUCCUCCUAUGAAAACCUUCAAGAGCUGGCUAAGAGAAGGAAGAAAGCUCUGGAAGACAUGGUCCGACUCUACCAGUUCUAUAGCUUGUGCGGAGAAUUCCAGUCCUGGAUGGAUGACAAAGAGACAAUCUUUCAGACGCUCCAACCAAAUCCUGACAAUGUAGAAGUCAUGCAGCUAAAAUAUGAGAAUUUCUUGACUGAUUUAGCAGCUGGGAAAGCACGUCUAGAUAAGAUUAAUAGUCUAGCCAAGGAAUUGGUCAACAUAGCUCCCGAAAUGAAGGACGAAAUAUUGAACUACCAGAGGUCCAUUAGUAAGAGCUGGGAUCGUCUCGAGGUUUUGAAAGAAAAGAAAGGUGAAGAACUGAUCGGUUUAGCAGAUGUCAAGACUUUCCUCCAGAACUGUCAAAACACAGAGAUUCUAAUGCAAGAGAAGUUGAAGGAGCUUGAGGCUUCCAAGCCAACGACUGGUUCUGGAAACCUAGAGUCUGAGGAACGUGAGCUAAAUGCCCACGAAAGGGACAUCCAGGCGCUGGAGAGAAAGAUUGCCUACUUGAAGAGUGUGGAAGAAUCGCUCAGAGAUUCAAACCCUCAAGAGAGCUUGGCAAUCAGGAAGCAAAUAGAAGAGAUGGAAAGACUUCUUGGGAAGAUGAAAGAGCAGGCCAACGAAAAGAAAGAAAUAUUACGUGAAGCCAAAGAGCGGAAAAUAUUCCUGCAAGACAGCCGCAGGCAGCUCCUGUGGGUGCAGGACAUGCAGGAGAAGUUGAAAAGUGAUGAAAUGGGCACCGAUGUGGCUUCAGCAGAGCAGCUUCUAAGAGACCAUCAGUACUUGCUUAGAGAGAUCCAGGGACAGACAGAACGAAUAAUUGAACUCCAGAAAAUGGGCCAAGCAGCACUGCAACAUGACUCCAAUAGUCCAGAAGAAGUUCAGGAAGCCUUAUUAACGCUUGCUCAGGAGUACAACACCCUCGGCGAUCUAUGGGUUGAAAGAAAAGACAAACUUGACCAAGGGUUAUCGCUACAAAAAUUUCUUCGAGAAGCAGACAGGAUUAAUGCAACCCUUUCCAGCCAUGAAACGUUUCUGAAGUUGGAUGACCUUGGUGAUCAACUGGACACCGUUCAAAGCCUUGUAAACAGACACGAACAAUUUGUAAAACUGCUUGCCACGUUGGAGAACCGAGUGGAUAUUCUCCAAGACCACGGGGAAAGUCUGAUCCAAGAUGAACACUUUGCCAGCAGCUUGAUAAAGCAAAGAGUAUAUGACACACAGAAAAGGCUUGGUGAUAUAAUGCGUAAAAGUGAGAAAAGACAAAAAUGCUUACUGGAUUCCCUGAGACUUCAGGAAUUUAAUCGUGAUGCGGCUGAGCUGCUGAUGUGGAUGGAGGAGAAGUACAAGAUUGCACUCGAUGAGUCUUACCGGGACCCAACAAAUAUCCUGCGGAAGCUGAAGUGGCACGAGGCUGCAGAAAAGGAAAUGGAGGCACACCAAGUUCGCUUUGAAGAGCUUCUCAAGGUUGGACAGCAGUUGGUAAAAGAAGACCAUUUUUCCAAAGAUGCCAUCCAGAAGAAGGCACUGGAAGUUUCCAGGAAGUGGGAAGAUCUUAACAGGAAAAUGUCGGAGAGGGGAGAUAAACUCCGACAGGCUGGUCAGCAAGAACAGCUCAUGGAGCUUCUGCAGGAUGCCAAAGUAAAAAUUGAGAAGAUUGAGAAGGUUUUGCAAUCACCGGAAUCCGGUCACGACCUAAGGACAAGCAGAGACUUGCUCAAAGAACACCGUCAGCUCGAGAAUGAAGCUAGGGAACUGGCAGACAAAAUGAACUCGAUCGUCUCCCAUGCACAGAAAAUGGCCACCAACCAUUUCAACUCACAGGAGAUUAUGGAUGAGACCAUGAAGUAUCUUAGACGGUUUGAAUCCUUGCAGGACCCUCUGGCCAGGAGACGGGCGUUCUUGGAGGCCAAAGUGAAUCAGUAUGAGUUUUAUCACUAUUAUGACUGGGAGAUGACUUGGAUUGCGGAAAAGAUGCCAAUUGCAAGCUCCACUAACUUUGGUAAAUCCCUGGACACUGCUCAAAGCCUGCUCCAGAAGCACAAGGAGUUGCAAGCAGAGGUGACCGCCCACACCCAGCAGCUGCAGAGAGUCCUAGAAAUGGGUAAAUCACUGAUCGCCAGCAGUCACCCCGAAUCUCACAUCAUAGCUGACAAAAACAAGGAGCUGAACCAAGCGUGGUCGGAACUGGAGGAGGCCUGCGAGGAACGCAUGAUGACCCUGCAGAAAGCUGUUAAAUUUCAGCAGUUCCUGCUGGAUGUAGCAGAAAUGGACAGCUGGCUCGCAGAGAAACUCCCAUUAGUUAACAGUAAAGAUUAUGGUAAAGAGGAGGCAACAACCGUGAAACUAAUGAAAAAACACCAGGGCUUACAACAGGAGAUUGAGCUGUACGAGAGCCUUGUAUCAGACCUGGGACGCAAUGCACAGAGUCUGCCGUUGCCUUUUUCUGUGGUAUAUGAUGAAGUCGAUGCACCAGUUGGACGAAUACAUACACAAUUUAAAGAUCUUCGGGACAGAUCAUCCUUGAGGUGGGGGAAGCUGGAAGAGGCCCUGGCUUUACAUGAAUAUUUCCGCGAGUCUCGGGAUCUGCAGGAAUGGAUCAAUCAGCAGAGACAGACGGCUAAUUCUGAGGACUACGGGAGUGACUAUGAACAAGUAUUGCAUUUGCUGGCAAAGUUCGACACCUUCCAACACCAGAUGGACACAGCCGGCCAGAGGAUUGCUGCGUGUCAGCAACUUGCCGAUAAUCUCCUGGAUCAGGGACAUUCCGAUUCUAUGCAGAUUGUUCAGAAACAGAAGGAACUGAGAGCAUCUUGGGAAGAACUUAAACUGGCAACUAAAGAGAGAGCAAGGUGUCUGAGGAAUGCUGAAAUAGUGCAUAAAUGUCUCUGGGACCUCACAGAAGCCCUCACUCAAAUAGAGGAGAAAUCAAAAAGUGUUCCCGAUGACUUUGCCAAAGAUCUCCGCGGCGUCCAGUCCCAGCUUCGUAAGCAUGAGGCUUUGGAACAUGAGUUGUCUGGGAAUGAACAGCAGCUACAAGAGGUGAUUGAUGCAGCUGAUGAGGCAUUGCACAAAUCAAAUGACGAGCAGCGUUUAAGUUUGCGCAAAAAACAGCAGGAAGUGGUGGACAGAUGGGACUCGCUGAAGAUCAAAGUGGAUAAUCGGAGGUCGGACCUGGAGCAGGCUUGCCGACUCUAUCUCUUCUUAGCAGCUGUGCGUGACUUUUUCUCUUGGGCAGCCGAGAUAACCCGUGAAAUGAAUGCGGAAGAGACCAUACGAGGUGUCCUUGCGAGCAGUGAGAAAUUGAAAGCACACCAAGAUCUCAAGCAGCAAAUAGAAGCCCACCAAGAGUCCUACAAUCAGGCCAAGGUCAUCGGUCAAAGCCUUCUACAGAACAAGAAAGUCAACGAGGCUCAGACAAAGGAAAAGCUCCAGGCUCUUGAAGAAGAGAACGCAAAGCUCUAUCAGCAAUGGGAGUUAAAGAGGAAGCUGUUGGAACAGGUGCAUUUAGAGCAAGUGUUUUAUCGGGAUAUCGACAACAUGGAGAAGAUCCUGAAUUCUCAGGAGGUUUCCUUGAAGUCAAGUGAUCUUGGGACCACUGUCGGUGAAAUUGAACAGCUGAUCAAAAGACACGAGGCCUUCGAAAAACUUCUUGCUUCCCAGGAGGAAAAGGUGACCUCAUUGCAAGACCAGGCAGCCAAGCUUCUGGACAGCGACCGGAAAGUAGAGAGUAGGCAGGUGAACGAUAAACUCAACUCCGUACUAGAGAGGAGGAAGAGGGUGAAAAGUCUUAGCCAAACCCGUAUGAAAGAGCUGGAUACGGCACGGUUAUUGGCCCUCUUCAAUCAAAUCCUAACUGAGGCACACUACUGGAUCAAUGAGAGAAUGCAGAUGUUGGAUGAUAGCCAUCAAGGCCCUACAGACUUACAAAGUAAGCUAAAAAUGCUGCAGAAGCAUCAAGUUUUCGAGGCAGAAAUCCUGGCUCACGAAAAGAUUAUACAGGAUGUAACAGAGAAAGGAAACUCCCUGAUAUCUCAGCAACAUCCGAAGUCAACCGAGAUCCGGAGAAAGAGUCAGAACCUGCAGGAGGAGUGGGAGAAGCUGAAGAAAUCGGUGGCUGUCCGAGGCAAAAUGUUAGAGGACAAAAGAGACUUGUUGGAAUUCCUGCAGAAAGUGGAUGAGGUAGAGGCGUGGAUCAGAGAGAAGGAAGUAAUGAUCAACGUCGGCGAUGUUGGUGAAGAUUAUGAACACUGUCUGCAGCUGACAAGGAAGCUGAAUGAGUUUCGAGGAGCAGGGUCUGGUGAUGUGACUGUCGAUGAUGCUCAUAUAAAAGCCAUUAAUGCCUUGGCCACAAAGCUUGAAAGGCAAAAUCAAGAAGAAGUGAAGACUAUUUACCAACGACGCCAGCAACUGAAUGAGAAGUGGAACAGUUUCCAUGGUGAUCUAAAUAAAUACCGUAAAGCCUUGGAGGGAGCGUUGGAAAUUCAUGCCUUGAUCCGUGAAAUCGAUGAUGUUAAUGAGAGAAUCAGCGAGAAGAGUGUGCUCAUGCAAGCUCUGGACUACGGUAAGGAUGCAGAGAGUGUGGAAAAUCUGAUCCGAAGACAUGAAGAAACUUUACGAGAGAUCAACGUUAUUCAGUCCCAGAAAGAGUCCUUAAAUCAAGAAGCCAAUCGCCUGUCCAGAAGAAAUCCAUCCUUAAACGAGAAUUUGACCUUGAAGGAACGAGAGAUGGAUGACAACUGGAAAAAACUCCAGAUCAAUGCCACGGAAAGGAAAGAGAAAUUGGAGGCCUCGUACCAUCUGCAAAGAUUCAACUCUGAUAUCCGUGAGAUGACGAACUGGAUGCAAAAACUACAAACUCUCAUGGAAGGCAGUCAUUUGCCCAAAAACCUAGGUGACGUUGAAGCCAGGAUUGAAGAACACCAAGAGAGAAAGGCUGAGAUAGAGGCGCGAAGUGAAAGAUAUAACUUGAUCAGGAACUCGGGUCAGAACCUCAGCAGCUCUGGACACUAUGCCUCCGGUGAAAUCCAGGCGUCUCUGUCCAAGGCAGAGCAGGCUUGGUCGGAUCUUAUUAAAGCUUGGAGAGAACAGAACGUGAAGCUGUGUCAGGCUCGUGACCUGCAGACAUUUCUGCGCAUUGUGGAGCAUAAUGAGAGUUGGCUUAACAGUAAGGAGGCGUUUCUUGGAAAUGAAGACUUGGGGGACGCUCUAGCAAGUGUUGAAAGCUUGCAGCGCAAGCAUGAGAAAUUUAAGAAAGCCCUAGAUGCUCAGAUGGACAAAAUUGAUGAAAUGGAAUCCUUUGCAAAACAGCUCCAUGAAAACCAGCAUUAUGACUCGGAGACCAUCGCUAGUAAAUGUCAAGCUGUGCUGGACAGGAAAAAAAACCUCCUGAACAUGGCUGAAUCCCGAGAGAAGAAGCUGGAGGAGUCCAGGCAGCUGCAGAAAUUCCUCCGGAGCUCAUACGAGGUGGGGUCCUGGAUGCUGGAGAAGAAUAGUAUUGCUCUGGAUGAGAGCUGGCUGGAUCCCAGCAAUUUGCAGACCAAGAUACAGAAACAUCAGGCGUUUGAAGCAGAGAUAAAAGCAAACCGGAACCGCCUGGACACUAUCAAGGCUGAAGGUGAGAAGAUGCUGCAGGCUGGUCAUUACGCCCCAGACAUCAUCCGCACCAGACUCCAAGAAAUGGAAGAACUGUGGGAGGAACUUCUGGAAAAGUGCAAUGAAAAAGGAACCAAGCUGCAGGACGCCUACAAGGCACUGAAUUUCCAGAGGAGCCUGGAGGAUAUUGAGAAAUGGCUUGACCAAGUGAGUGCCAAAUUAAACCCUGGAGACAAGAGUAAAGAUGUGAUGACACUUGAACAACUUGGAGAGGUAGAAGAAGACAUUUCCAGUCACGGCGAGAGACUGCAAGGGUUGAUGAAUAAAUCCCGGGAAUUCCGACAAGAAAACCACUUUCUAGCAGAUGAGAUAGAAGACAGAGUUAGGAUUAUAAUACACAGGUACAAGAACCUUAGCGAGCCUUUACAGGAGUGCCAGGCAGCUCUUGAAGCAAUGAAGUUGCUCGAUCAGUUUUUCCGCGAUAUCGAUGAUGAACUGGACUGGAUACAGGAGAAGCAACCUUUAGCUUCAUCCAAAGAAUGUGGACAGUCACUGACCGUAGCCCAAGCCUUGCUUGAAAAGCACCAGAAUCUCGAAAACGAGAUCAAAAGCCGAGAACCUUUGACCAAAGCGGUGAUGGCCACAGGGCGCAAACUGGUAAGAGGGAACCAUUUUGCCAGUCGUGAGAUUGAAGAACGUUUGCAGCAGCUGGAAGUAGCUUCUGAAACUUUGAAAGCUGAAGCUGAUCGGCGAGGGAAGAGACUAACGAAAGCUUGUGAAGCCCAGCAAUUUCUUACAGAGCUUCUAGAAGCAGAGACAUGGAUGGCUGAAAGAGGGUUUGUAAUAAAGUCCACUGAUGCUGGGAAGAAUGAGGAAUCCACUCAAGCUCUGUUGCGGAAGUUGGACACCACCAUACGGGACCUUGAGGGCUUUGAGCCAAGGAUCAAUAAAUUGAGAGAUACAGGAAAAACUCUGCAGAGUGACACUGACAAUCCAGAAAGUGCCACCGUAAUUCCAAAGCUCCAGUCUGUACUGGAAGAGUACGGUUCUCUUCUAAAGCGAGCAGGGACUCGACGUGGUCUGUUACAGGAGCAACACCAGCUUUUCCAAUUCCAGAGAGAAGCAGGUCUGGUAGAGACUUGGCUAAACAGCAAGAAGACUACAGCAGAAUCCGAAAACUUUGGCCAAGAUCUUGAAGACAUUAAGGUGUUAGAAAAACAGUUUGAGAAUUUUGUGAAAGAGGUGGAGACCUUGGGUCAGAGCAAGAUGCUCAGUUUAAAUGAACUGGCUUCAAAUCUGAUGAAAACUAAUCACAACGUGGGUAAUGAAAUCAAGACCAGGACAGAAGAGGUUAACAGCACCUGGGACGGACUGUGUCACUCUAUUGAAAACCGAGCCAAGAUCUUGGCUACUGCUCACCAGGUGCAUCAGUUCGAUCACGAAGUUGAUGAAUUGUUGAGUUGGAUUCAAGAAAAAGAAGUGGUAGCUAAAACCGAUGACUAUGGCUAUGACCUCCCAGGAGUGCAGACACUGCUCAGCCAGCAUGAAAGUUUCGAGAGGGAUCUUGCAGCCAUUAAGAAAGAGGUGGAACGGAUCUUUAAGAUGGGACAAUAUAUAUGCGAGCUCCACCCGCCUGUCCAAAGCAACGUAGCCGAGAGACUGGAAGAAGUGUCCAAUUACUGGGGGAGUCUUUUCAGGAAAUCCCAGGAGAGGAAAGAGAGGCUCAGCCAAGCAGAGCAAGUCCAGAUCUAUUUUAAUGAUUGUGUAGAAUUAAUAAUUUGGGCUAAAGAGAUGCACGCCCUGGUGGUAUCGGAGGAGUUGGCCAACGAUGUAGCCGGGGCUGAACUGCUGAUAAAACGUCAUGAGGAAUACAAAAGAGAGAUUGAUAAGCACUGGGUGAAAUAUGAGGAGCUUAUCAGCAUGGGCAAAGCACUAAUCGAGAAAGGACAUUUCAUGUCGGUGGAGAUUGUGGAGAAAGUCCAUGAGCUGUCUGAGCUGAUGAACAACGUGUCUGAUAGCUGGACAAGACGAAAGGAGAUUUAUGAAGAAAACUUGGAGAUUCAGCUGUUGCGGAGAGACCUGGAGCAGGCCGAUGGUUGGCUGAACACUCGCGAAUCAUACCUUUUGGAUCCCAACUAUGGGGACUCGCUGUCUAAUGUCGAAGUGCUGCUGAAGAAGCAGGAAGACUUUGAAAAGAUGCUAGCGGCCCAAGAUGAAAAAUUUGAUCUUCUAAAGAGACAAACGAGGAGAGAACAAAAUAUUCCAAGACAACGCGAUGUAGAAGAAAAAGAGGCCAAACAGCCAGAAACAUUCAUCAAAGUGCCUUCGCUUAAGAGGAAGCCUUCCGACAGGAGAAUACUUGGCCCCCGACUAACCAAUGUAAAGAAUGUGUCCACAACUGGUACCUCCUUGAAAUCUCCUAUAGAAACUGUAAGUUCUCCCCCGUGGAAAGAAAACUCAGUGGAACGAUCUUUGUUUGAUAUUGGAACUAAAGAAACUGAAAGUUCAUCUGCACAAGAAACGUACACUCCCAAAGACCAGACUCCCACCACCCCAAAUCUGAUUACUUAUUUGGAGGACAGUUCAACUUUACCACCAUCGACCGGAGUCAGAGAUCAAACUGUGACCACCACAGCAGAUCGUUUCCAGAGAUAUGAUCUCCCAGACAUGGUGAAAAAUGAGAAUUAUCCAACGUUACUAUCCCAAACUCCGAUUAAUUUUAAACCUAUGCCUGUACUUAAAUUUGUUGCAAACACAGAAACUGACUCUUCACAAAGUCCACUUGUUUCUUCACCGCCCUCAGAGUCUACAGAGAGAAGAAUUUUUGACACUACGUCUCAACCGUUGCCUAAACCUCGCCUGAACACAUCGUAUAAAUCUCUGGAUAUGUCCGUUACAGCGGCGGUGCCCUCUCUGGAACCAUUCAGUAUCCCGAGCAGUGUUUUGGACACUACGUCUCAACCGUUGCCUAAACCUCGCCUGAACACAUCGUAUAAAUCUGUGGAUAUGUCCGUUACAUCGGCGGUGCCCUCUCCGGAACCAUUCAUUAUCCCCAGCAGUGCUUUGGAUACGACAUCACUUCCCGAAAACAUGGAUGUGUCCGUUACACCGCUAGUGCCCUCUCAGGAACCAUACAGGAUCCCCAGCAGUGUUUUGAGUCCUGCUUUUGACAGGAAAAUAAAUGGAUUUCUGGAAGCCAGGCAAAAGCUUCUGCCUGGAGGCAAGGAAAAUCCAACUAAUUAUUGGAAUGAUUACUUUGUCACACUGCACGGACAGACAAUGCACUUCUACAACUCCAAGAAAGAUGAAGACAAGAAUGAAACUGCAGUCCCUUCGAUCAGUGUUGUGGAUGCGAAGUGUGAAAAGAUAAAGGAUCUGUCUUUCAAAUCAAACGUCUUCAGUGUGAGGGUGUCCGAUGGAUCCGAAUUAAUCUUCUCAGCUCCUUCAAACAAGAAGAUGGAGGUGUGGAUACAAGCUAUUGAGGGAAGACCUGCAGAUGAUGAUGGCUCACAGAAAAGAUCUGUAGCUGCUUACACUCCGAUUACCGAGAUGCCAAGGAGAACCAUGUCUUUUGAACCAGAUUUAAAUGGGCAAACAUUUUCUGCUACUAGAAUUACACUGGACCCGGCGAAGGGAAGCACAGAAGAUUUUUACAAAACAAUGUUAGUGGAGACGGACGACACAAAAGAGAAGCCAAAGAAAGAGAAAAAUGUUUUCAAAAAGUUUUUUCACAAAAAGUAAAAAUAAACCAUCCGCAAGGAUGCAUCACAAAAUGAUUUUAGGUAAAGCUAACGGCAAUUUCUAAUGGUUUCUGCGAUUUAUGAAAAGAAAGUGCUCGGUUUGUGUUCAGGACCAUUUUAAUACCAACUGGAGAACAUUGAAAUAUAGAUUAUUUAUAAGGGAAGACUUCAUCCAUGAAUACAUUUUUAUUGUCUGUUCUUUGACAGAUCUCUGUAGGCCUUUAAACGGGUCAUACAAUCUGCAGAUUGGACCUGCGAGGGCCGGCAGGGGAAUUAAGAGGGCACAUUCCUAAAUUCUGGAAUUCACUAUGAAUUCUCACUGUUGUGAAUAACCCAGUCUGUGUCUUGCACAGAUCUCAUUGAAUUCUAUGUCAUGCUGUGCAUAUAUGAUGUCACACUUGGUGACAUCAGCAGCCUCCAUUUGUCAAACAUCUCAAAUCGCACGCACUGCGAGCGUAAAACCUUCUGCUCACAAAACAAACGUCACACUGAGAGGUGCCUUUAUGUAAACAUUACUGUAAUUCGCAUU
Pelobates fuscus (common spadefoot toad) is the source of this 12467-nucleotide messenger RNA. It is a transcript of the gene SPTBN5, whose product is annotated as spectrin beta, non-erythrocytic 5. The record is from RefSeq and is a predicted model, not a curated record. The coding region runs from base 54 to 11939 and encodes 3961 amino acids. Gene Ontology annotation, molecular function: actin filament binding. NCBI's taxonomy places the organism in Eukaryota, Metazoa, Chordata, Amphibia, Anura, Pelobatidae. Gene Ontology annotation, cellular component: cortical actin cytoskeleton; plasma membrane; cell projection. The transcript has 72 exons. Gene Ontology annotation, biological process: actin cytoskeleton organization.